Molecule: messenger RNA, 507 nt
Organism: Parnassius apollo (apollo)
Lineage: Eukaryota; Metazoa; Arthropoda; Insecta; Lepidoptera; Papilionidae
Source: the annotation of a GenBank genome assembly
UUGUCUGCAAGAAAAACCAUGUGGAACCCCGGAAACAACCCAGUUCCCCAGGUCUUCAUCGAUGUCCUUCUCGAUGAGGAGGAAGCCGAAGAAGUGGUCAUGGAGGAAGAGGCGGUCAUCGAUGAAGAGGUUGGGGAACAAGGUGACUGGGAUGUAUCUAACAUGCCAAUGUACUACAUGCGGUCCGACGGGUCAUGGGGGGACCUGUUGGAGUUGGUGGUAGAGACUGCGGAGGUAUCUGGGUCACCUGCUCCGGCUCCGGCUGCAGCUCCAGUGGCUGCUCCGGAGGCUGUACCAGGCCCCGCACCCCGCAGAGUGGAAGGGUCACCUGCUCCGGCUCCGGCUGCAGCUCCAGUGGCUGCUCCGGAGGCUGUACCAGGCCCCGCACCCCGCAGAGUGGAAGGGUCACCUGCUCCGGCUCCGGCUGCAGCUCCAGUGGCUGCUCCGGAGGCUGUACCAGGCCCCGCACCCCGCAGAGUGGAAGUAAGUAUAACAAAACAUCAGUAA